AUGAGCACCUCGGAUGCACGGUACCUCCAGACAUCUCCUGAGCCCUCGCUACGCGCAGAUGCGCGAACGGAGCUCCUAGAAUCGCUGACACGAAUCAAUGCGUACAACCCACCGGUACAGACGUGCUCGACAGGGUGGAGCUUCGGGGGUCUGUACCAGGGGCCGACAUCUGUGGCGUAUCUAUUCUACCGGCUGUGUCAGAUCUACGGUCCGCAGUUUAACUUCAAAGGCCAGUCACUGCUUGACUGGGCUCAAGCGUAUCUCGACCUGGGGAUAUAUGGCAAACAGCGCCCCGUGGACGCGAACCACUGUGGUAUUGCAGCGGAAGUUCUCGCGCAACUUGCGCUGCGUGCCGUCAUCGAGGAGGACCCGAGUCUCGUGCAGAAGCUUUGCUCGUACGAAGGGGUAGUGAAUGGAGAUGCUGCCGGCGAGGGAUCCAAUGAAUGGCUCUACGGCCGCGCCGGGUAUCUAUACCUGCUCCGUGUUGUCCGUGCUGGAUUCCAAAAGGACGCCAAAAUCUCGACCUUGGUCAACAAGACCAUCCAGACAACGGUGCACCGAAUCUUGACUUCGAAGCAACCCUGGACGUGGCAUGGGAAGCAAUACCUUGGCGCCGCACACGGCACAUUCGGGAUCAUCUGCCAGGUGGUGCUAUCAUUCCCAAGCUCUGCGUCGUCUCUAGAACCCCUUCUCCGUGACCUGCUCGAAACACAAUUCCCAAGCGGCAACUUCCCCUCCUCGCUACCGGCCGGCUCCGACAAACUGGUGCAAUUCUGCCACGGUGGGCCUGGCGCAGUGGUGGUCUUGCGGUCGAUACGACAGUAUUUCCCAUCUUUGCAAAACCAGAUCGACGAAGCCGUAUCCGCAGCACAACGCGACCUGUUCAAGCGUGGCAACCUCACGAAGGAACCAUGCCUCUGCCACGGAGCUUCAGGAAAUGCACUGGCACUAGAUGACGAUGCACAGUUUCAACAUCUCAUGCUUUUCGCGACAAGUAAGGCCCUUGAGUCCCAUGGAUGGCUUGACGAGGCUGCAAAAAGUGAUGGGUUUGUUGGCUUGUUCACCGGAGAGGCCGGACGGGCAUGGGCCUGGGCGAUGGCUGACAACGGACUGGAGAAGGCUUGCAUUGGCUUCAACGAUGUUUGA
Messenger RNA from Exophiala aquamarina CBS 119918, 1146 nucleotides. RefSeq lists its product as uncharacterized. The record is from RefSeq and is a predicted model, not a curated record. Gene Ontology annotation, cellular component: plasma membrane. The transcript has a single exon. Bases 1 to 1146 code for a protein of 381 amino acids. Lineage: Eukaryota; Fungi; Ascomycota; Eurotiomycetes; Chaetothyriales; Herpotrichiellaceae. Gene Ontology annotation, biological process: carbohydrate metabolic process; peptide modification.